UGGCAGAACAAAUGUGGGCAAAGCAGCAGCAGACCGUGUGCCCCACAAGAGCUGCACGUGGGAGGCUUCAUAGAAACAGAGAUGCUAUGGCCUGGCCCUUUUCUACACUCUGCAGAUUUUCUGGCCCAACUUUGUUCCAAAUGACCUUCAUUGCUGCUCUUUGGGUUGCUGUGUUUGGCAAAUGUGGUCCACCACCUGAUUUACCCUAUGCCCUGCCAGUAAGUGAUACGAAUCAGACAGACUUCGAAAGUUACACCUCCCUGAAAUACAAUUGCCGCCCUGGCUAUAUGAGGUCAGCCUCAAGCCAGAUUAUUCAGUGUAGACCUUCGGGGGAAUGGCAUAUUUCUAUCUCCUGUGUCAAAAAAUCAUGCAGGAAUCCAGGAGACUUACAAAAUGGACAGGUGGAAAUUAAGACAGAUUUCUCUUUUGGAUCACGGAUAGAAUUCAGCUGCUCAGAAGGAUAUGUCUUAAUCGGGUCAUCCACUAGUUAUUGUGAGAUCCAAGGCAAAGGAGUUGCCUGGAGUGAUCCUCUUCCAGAAUGUGUAAUUGCCAAGUGUGGGCCCCCUCCAGACAUCAGCAACGGGAAGCACAAUGGUAGAGAUGAAGACUUCUUCACAUAUCGCUCCUCAGUCACCUAUAGGUGUGAUCCCAACUUCUCGCUCUUUGGCAAUGCCUCUAUUACCUGCACUGUGAUGAACAAAACAGUCGGGGUUUGGAGUCCAAGCCCUCCUACCUGUGAAAGAAUCAUCUGUUCUCGGCCAAAUAUUUCACGUGGAAUAAUUGUUUCUGGAUUUAAACCUACCUAUAAAUACAAAGACUCUGUUAGAUUGGACUGUAUGAAAGGGUCCGUCCUCAGAGGCAGCAGUGUCAGCCAUUGUGAAGCUGAUGGCAGCUGGAGUCCUCUCCCGAUUUGUGAGCGCAUUAGUUGCACCAAUAUCCCAGACAUUCCAAAUGCUUACUGGAUAUACAAUCCCAAGCCAAGAAAGGAAGAUACAUAUGCAGUUGGGACUGUAUUACACUACCGCUGUCAUUCUGGCUAUGAACCUGCUACUAAAGAGCCCAUGACAGUGACUUGUCAGAAGGAUUUCAGCUGGAGCCCAUUCAAAGGAUGUAAGGAGGUAUGUUGUCCAGCACCAGACCCAAAGAGUGUUAGAGUCAUUCAGCAUACAAAAGCGCAUCCUGAGAAUGGCUGUACUUAUUUCUAUGAGGACACAGUAUCAUAUGUAUGCCAAGAUGGUAGUAAGAUCUUUUCAGCUACUUGCAGAUCGAAUGGCAAAUGGAAUCCCCGAGUACCGUCAUGUCUUCAGAGUUGUGAUUUUCCGCCUGCCAUUGCCCACGGACAUUAUACAAAAUUUAAUCAACUCUACUACAAAACUGAGGUUAGGUAUGAAUGUGAUGAAGGAUACAGACUGGUGGGAGAGGCCACCAUCUCCUGCAGCUUUUCACAAUGGACAGCAGCAGCUCCACAGUGUAAAGCUCUAUGUCGGAAGCCAGAGAUAGGAAAUGGAAUGCUGUCUGCUGAUAAAGAUCAGUAUGUUGAAUCUGAAAAUGUCACCAUCCAAUGUUACCCUGGCUUUUCCAUGCUGGGUUCCCAAAGCAUCACUUGUUCAGAGAAUGGAACCUGGUACCCAGAGAUGCCCAGAUGUGAGCAGGAGGUCCCUAAAGACUGUAAGCACGUGUUUGCAGGCAAGAAGACCAUGCAAUGUCUGCCAAAUUCAAAUGAUGUAAAGAUGGCUCUGGAGGUCUACAAGCUGACGCUGGAGAUUAAACUGUUGGAGCUGCAGAUAGACAAUGCCAAGUCCGUGGACCGGGAGCUAUGACUGGAUGCUCUCUCAAGGAGGAAGAAGGACCUCAUUGGCUUUCUGGCUUCAGUACCAAACAGAUUGCCUGCAUUUAGCAACCUUUUGUAACUUUGGCACCAAAGUUCAUGAUAAUCAAUAUCUGCUUAGAAUAAUUCAUCAAAGCACAAUGUUGUAAGUUCA
Messenger RNA from Apodemus sylvaticus (European woodmouse), 1982 nucleotides. RefSeq names its product C4b-binding protein alpha chain-like. The transcript is spliced from 11 exons. Lineage: Eukaryota; Metazoa; Chordata; Mammalia; Rodentia; Muridae. Gene Ontology annotation, biological process: negative regulation of complement activation, classical pathway. Bases 12 to 1820 code for a protein of 602 amino acids. The record is from RefSeq and is a predicted model, not a curated record.